GGGACCUCGCCGGUGGUGCGCGCGCCGCGGUGACGUCAGUCCCGGCGCGACCUCCGGCUCCUCCGGCCCUCGCCAGGUCCUUCCCGGUGUCCCCGUCAUGGCGGCCUCUCUUCUGCUGCGGCGAGGACCGUCCGCGGCGCUGAAGACUGUGCUGCUAGAAGCACGAGUGUGUCGAGGACUUGCUUCCACGGUUUCCCUCUCUGCAGAAUCAGGGAAGACCGAAAAGGGACUGCCGCCGAAUUCCAAGAGGCAAAGUCCACCAAAAAAUGUAGUGGAACCAAAGGAGAGGGGCAAGCUACUAGCCACCCCAGCAGCAGCUGAAUUGUCUAAAAACUUGUCUUCACCCAGUUCUUACCCAUCAGUUGUGAAUCCGGGCGGGAGGGUAGCUAGCCCUCGCCCCAGUCCUGAGGAUAGCGUGCUAUUCACAGAUGAAGGGGUUCCAGAGUUUUUGUCAAGAAAGACUUUGGUAGAGUUUCCUCAAAAAGUUAUGCCUCCAUUCAGAAAAGAGGGUUCGGAUUCCAGAGCUGUUCAGGAGAACAGGGGAGGUACAGAUGGUUCCUCGUCCUCGUCGUCCUCGUCGUCGAGCUCCUCUGACUCGGAGUCUGAUGAGGAGGGCGGCGGCUCCACAGUUGACCCUCCGGUGACAAGCAGGGGCAGAGGAGGCCUUCCCAAACCGCAGGCCUCCCGUUCGCUUGAAAGCGGAGCCCCCAAAAUCGCAGCUUCCACCAAAGAAAAGACCCGGUCCGAGCAGGGACAGCCAGACCUGAGCCCUCCAGAGAGGCCCCGGCAGGCAAAGAAGAAAGGGGCCCCUGUGAAGCCAUUAGAGAACAGAAAAGACACCAAACUGAAAACCACAGCACCCAGGUUGCAAGCAGAUAAGGAGUUGAUGAAGCAAAACGUAAAGGAGAAACAAAUGGGAAAAAUACUUAGAUCAAGUGAGAAAGAUAAAGAAAGUCCCAAACCACUGGAAGUUAAAAAAGCCUCACCUGACCAUGCGAAGUCAGGCUUGUCUACACAGCCGGCUGGCAGCCCCACACCUGCGCCCACGACGUCAGGCUUGUCUACACAGCCGGCUGGCAGCCCUGUGUCGUCGUUGGAAGCGAGCAGAGCAGCGGGGCAGCUGCAGGCACCUCCUGAGACCAGAGAUGGGCGUUUGGAGAAACAGGUCCUGGAACGCGAUGGGGAGGGGGCGUUUCCCCCGGUCGCCAGGGAAGGUUCUGGAGAGCAGAUAAUGGGAGGAGUCCUGCAGGCUCCAGAGGAGACACUGGGAGACCAGGUACCACCAGUACAGCAUGGGAAGCCGGCAGGCCUGGAGCUCGAGGGAAAGGACGAGACGGCGUCGGCGCCUGGCCCGGCAGAGCGGGACGACACACAGGAGCCCGCUCAAGCCGCCAGCCCCGCCGAGCCGUUCGAUAACACCACGUACAGGAACCUCCAGCACCAUGACUACACCCCGUACACCUUCUUAGACCUCAACCUGGACCUGUCCAAGUUCAGGAUGCCCCAGCCCUCUUCCGGACGGGAGUCCCCUCGCCACUGAGCGCCCCCUUGACAGAAGAAAGCUUCCGGUGUCUGGGCAGCAGAAUAAAACCCGCUCCGGCCAUGCCGUGCGUGAUCCGUGUCCGUUGGCGGCGAACAGCGAAUUCGCGGCUCUUCGUGCAGCUGUGCGUGCAGGCGCAUCUGUACACGGGGUUUGCCCGUGAGCCGUAGCCUCAGAGAGUCGUAGGCACCUUGCAUCGCUGCGAUCCGCUGUGUCUGCUCCCUGGUCUGUCGUUAGUCUGUCUCACCAGCUCGGCGCUGGUGAAUGUAGUGAUACCUUCGAGUUUGGCAGACCUGGUUCUUGGGAAAGCCAGACUAGGAGUUCUGCUGGUCCUAACCACUGUACUGCAAAGAAAAUAAACACUGAGUUACAGCGCUUCAGUAUUA
Lutra lutra (Eurasian river otter) is the source of this 1926-nucleotide messenger RNA. It is a transcript of the gene NDUFV3, whose product is annotated as NADH:ubiquinone oxidoreductase subunit V3. Bases 98 to 1540 code for a protein of 480 amino acids. Lineage: Eukaryota; Metazoa; Chordata; Mammalia; Carnivora; Mustelidae. The record is from RefSeq and is a predicted model, not a curated record. The transcript has 4 exons. Gene Ontology annotation, cellular component: mitochondrion. Gene Ontology annotation, biological process: mitochondrial ATP synthesis coupled electron transport.